This is a messenger RNA of Aethina tumida (small hive beetle), 1405 nucleotides long. RefSeq lists its product as uncharacterized. NCBI's taxonomy places the organism in Eukaryota, Metazoa, Arthropoda, Insecta, Coleoptera, Nitidulidae. The record is from RefSeq and is a predicted model, not a curated record. Gene Ontology annotation, molecular function: microtubule binding. The coding region runs from base 106 to 1386 and encodes 426 amino acids. The transcript has a single exon. Gene Ontology annotation, cellular component: ciliary basal body; cilium.
UAACAAAAAUUCUCCUUUUUUCUUCCACGUUGGAUUUUAUUAAUCACUUUGUAAUUUUUUUUUUUUUUUGUAAUAAAUUCUGCAAAAUUCGAAGAACAAAAUAAGAUGGCGCCUAAAAAAAGCAAAUCCAAAGCAAAGAAACAGGAAAAACAACCAAGACCAAUUGUCAUAAAAGAACAUGCAAGACUAACUGAAGUAAAGAAGUUUGAAUUUGAAAGGGAAUUGGUAGAACUUAAUAGGAAGCUUGCAAAACUCCGAACUCAUCACAAAAACUUUGCAGAGGAAAUAGAACGACCAGAACAAUUUACCAUUGAGGAUAAAGAAGAUAUUAUUGAUUUUUUAAAGUAUUCAAUUCAAGAUUUGUCAGAUCAAAUAGUUGUUAUGGAACAAUCCGCGGAUGAAAAGCAAAGAAAAGAAUCACAUUUAAAAAAAGUGAACGAACAAAUAAUAAAAGAUAAAGAAUUGGAAUUAAUAUGUAUGAGACAAGAAUGGUCAAAAAUAAUUGCAGAGGCUCAAUCAAAAGUGAACCAUCUUGAAAACUUAGGCAUACCUUUCUUAAUGGAUCACACAAUGCCAAAACUUGAAGAACAAUUACAAAGGCUUCAUUCACAAGACCAACGGCAUAAAGAAGAGAUGUAUACGUUAGAUAGAGAAUCUGUGAUGUGUAUCACAAAAAUGAACAAGGAGUUAAAAGAGCAAUUAGAAAAUUUGGGGAAUGACUUUUAUAAAAAUUCAUUUUAUCAUGUUUGGUGCUCCUCCAAUUCUAGUUAUGAAAAGAACAUAAAACUUAAUACUGAGUUGAAUAGAGCUAUAAAGACUCAUAGAGAAACAUAUGAAAAAGUAUUAAAAGCAAGAAAGGAACAUUAUCAUCAUAAACUUAAAUAUGCUCUGGAUCUAGAAGAAUCAGAUGCAGUUGAAUCUUCGUAUAAAAGAAACAGUAAUGCAAUUAAUUCUAUAUUAAGUAUGAUGGGCUGUCCAUUUGUUUCGGAUUUAAAACCUAAAGAGAAAAACGAUAAUACCGCUCUUCUAAAAAAUGAGGAACAAUUUAUUAUUGAGCAAAUAGAUCAACACAAAAAAAUAAUAUUAGAACUCAAAUUGAAGAAUGAAACCAUAUUACAUGACAUUUCACACUUACAAACCAAAUUUGAAGAUGUGAGAUAUUUUAUUUCUUCUGCUUUGAGUACCAACAAAAAGAAUAUGGUAAAAAGUAUCAAAUUUAUAUUAGAUUUUUUGCGAAAAAUGAUUGUGUCACUUUCGGAUGUAAACAGAAUAGAUGCAAGUUUCCUCUUAAAAAAAUCUGCGUCAAAACGAGAAUUGAUUGAUGUGGGCAUCCAAGUUAUUCCUGAAACUAUUGAAGAUGAAGAAAUUGAGAUAUUAAGUGAAUAAAUUUGUUAUAAAUUUACAA